Galeopterus variegatus (Sunda flying lemur) is the source of this 2897-nucleotide messenger RNA. RefSeq names its product glutamine--fructose-6-phosphate aminotransferase [isomerizing] 2. The coding region runs from base 929 to 2044 and encodes 371 amino acids. The record is from RefSeq and is a predicted model, not a curated record. The transcript is spliced from 13 exons. NCBI's taxonomy places the organism in Eukaryota, Metazoa, Chordata, Mammalia, Dermoptera, Cynocephalidae. Gene Ontology annotation, molecular function: carbohydrate derivative binding; L-glutamine:D-fructose-6-phosphate transaminase (isomerizing) activity. Gene Ontology annotation, biological process: UDP-N-acetylglucosamine metabolic process; fructose 6-phosphate metabolic process; protein N-linked glycosylation.
CUCCAUCACAGAUGAGGAAAAUGAGGCACAAAGAAGUCUAAAGUGAUUGCCCUGUUAAGGGAUGGAGCCAAGAUCUGAACCCAGGCUCUACUGUGGGCUGAGCUAAGUGCAGCCCCUUUAGCCCUCACAGGUGCUCCCUGAGAAGGCAUCCCUGAGACCCAGUGCAGGGCACCCUGGCCUUGGCUCUAGUUUCCUGUGGCUCUGGUUUCCUAAUUGCACCAGUCUACCUAACUCAUCACAGAGCUGGGCAUCCCUGACGGGUUCCUUCUGGGCCUGGGCAGGUGUGCUUUAUGUUGCUGAUGGUGAAAUUCUCAAUUCUGGUCUUUGGUACUUCAGCGUGGUAUUGUCUGUUUCACUUUCCCUCCUGAUGUCACCCUACAUGAGCUGUUCCUGUCUUGGGCUCCCUGAGUGACCCCAGGACUUCCUGCCAUGAAGAGGGGCCCAGGGAGACCCUGCUGGGGCCUUGGGCCAGGCUGCAGCACUUGGCUAGCCAGAACGAGCGUUCAUCACUCUUUUUUCAUGUUUUCAGGAAGGUGCAUUCGCGUUGGUGUUCAAGAGCAUCCACUACCCGGGAGAAGCCGUUGCCACAAGGAGAGGCAGUCCACUGCUCAUCGGGGUGCGGAGCAAGUACAAACUCUCCACUGAACAGAUCCCCAUCUUAUAUAGGACGUGCAAUAUUGAGAAUGUGAAGAAUAUCUGUAAGACAAGGGUGAAGAGACUGGACAGCUCCACCUGCCUCCAUGCUGUGGGCAAUAAAGCAGUGGAGUUCUUUUUUGCUUCAGAUGCAAGUGCUAUCAUAGAACACACCAACCGGGUCAUCUUCCUGGAGGACGAUGACAUCGCUGCAGUGGCUGAUGGGAAACUCUCCAUUCAUCGGGUCAAGCGCUCAGCUAGUGAUGACCCAUCUCGAGCCAUCCAGACAUUGCAGAUGGAAUUGCAGCAAAUAAUGAAAGGUAACUUCAGUGCAUUUAUGCAGAAGGAGAUCUUUGAACAGCCAGAAUCAGUUUUCAAUACCAUGAGAGGUCGGGUGAAUUUUGAGACCAACACAGUGCUCCUGGGUGGCUUGAAGGACCACUUGAAGGAGAUACGACGAUGCCGACGGCUUAUCGUGAUUGGCUGUGGAACCAGCUACCAUGCCGCUGUGGCUACACGGCAAGUUUUGGAGGAACUGACUGAGCUCCCUGUGAUGGUUGAACUUGCUAGUGAUUUUCUGGACAGGAACACACCUGUGUUCAGGGAUGACGUUUGCUUUUUCAUAAGCCAAUCAGGGGAGACUGCAGACACCCUCCUGGCACUGCGCUACUGUAAGGACCGCCGCGCCCUGACUGUGGGCAUCACCAACACCGUGGGCAGCUCCAUCUCCCGCGAGACCGACUGUGGCGUCCACAUCAAUGCAGGGCCCGAGAUCGGCGUGGCCAGCACCAAGGCUUAUACCAGUCAGUUCAUCUCUUUGGUGAUGUUCGGUUUGAUGAUGUCUGAAGACCGAAUUUCACUGCAAAACAGGAGACAGGAGAUCAUCCGUGGCUUGAGAUCUUUACCCGAGCUGAUCAAGGAAGUAUUGUCUCUGGAUGAGAAGAUCCAUGACCUGGCUCUGGAGCUCUACACACAGAGGUCGCUCCUGGUGAUGGGGCGGGGCUACAACUAUGCCACAUGCCUGGAAGGAGCCCUGAAAAUUAAAGAGAUAACCUACAUGCACUCAGAAGGUAUUCUGGCUGGGGAGCUGAAGCAUGGGCCCCUGGCGCUGAUUGACAAGCAGAUGCCUGUCAUCAUGGUCAUCAUGAAAGAUCCUUGCUUCGCCAAAUGCCAGAAUGCCCUGCAGCAAGUCACAGCCCGCCAGGGUCGCCCAAUUAUACUGUGUUCCAAGGAUGACACUGAAAGUUCCAAGUUUGCAUAUAAAACAAUCGAGCUGCCCCAUACCGUGGACUGCCUGCAGGGCAUCCUGAGUGUGAUUCCUCUACAGCUUCUUUCCUUCCACCUGGCUGUUCUCCGAGGAUAUGACGUUGACUUCCCCAGAAAUCUGGCCAAAUCUGUAACUGUGGAAUGAGAACAAGAUCAAGACAAGAACAUCACCACCUUUAGUCUGAAUCAAGACCACUUGUCCCAGCAGCAGGGACGCCACGCUGGGAGAGAAGUGAGCGUUCCACGUGUUCUGCGUGUUCCCGGUAGAGCUUGACAGCUUCAACGUGCCUUGUACCCAAGUGCUUUUGCUUAAAGCAAAUACUGUUUCUCUGUGUCCUUGAAGUCGCCAGAGGAGAAGGGAAUCAUUGUUUACACAUGGGGAUCAGAGUGGACUUUUCCACUACUGUGCAAUAGAGAUACAGCUCUCUUCAGAGUAACUGUGAACCUUUUAUAACCAACACUAGUUAGUUUUAAAAGACAAAAUAUUUAUAAUGAUGAUUGUAUAGCUUUUAAGUUAUUUUUCUAGUAUGUGGCUUUCUGUAGCCACGGUAAUGCCCAGACUGUACAUACCUGGCUGUCUGUGGGCUCACUCCUCAUUCAUCUCAGAUUUGAGCACAAGGCAUUGACCCUCUGGAUUCCUUUCACCUUUCCUUUCCUCUCUAGGCCGCUCCUAAAUCCCACCCCCUGCCAUCAGUGAAGCCCCUCCACCCAUCAUCCUAUGCCUCCUGUGAGUCCAGUUGAAAUCUCAACUUCUUUCAACAUUUCCUUGUCAUCUAUGGCCCACAUCCCUCCAACUCUCCAUCUUCUAUUUAAUCUGAUUAUGAUUCUUUUAAAGCCCAGGCAGCAUUUUGGUCCCUGCUCCCCGACCGUGGUAAAACAGCUUGAAAUAUCCCAUGCAAGAGAAUAGUUUCAAGUGGGCUACCUUGCUCUCUGUUUGAAAGCGUGCACAAUCAAAGUACUAUGCAAUUGUAAGACAAUAAAGACAGUACAAUUUUUUU